Rotaria sp. Silwood2 is the source of this 2682-nucleotide messenger RNA. NCBI's taxonomy places the organism in Eukaryota, Metazoa, Rotifera, Eurotatoria, Philodinida, Philodinidae. The record is from the annotation of a GenBank genome assembly.
AUGUCUCAAAGACACUCAACAAGUGAAAAAUUAAAAAAUAAAAAUUCUUCAUCUCCAACCAAUCCUAAUGAUGAGCAACGUUAUUGUAUAUGUCAAAAACGUGAAGAUGAAUUAAAUGAUGACGAUAAUAAUGAUUUUAUGAUUGAAUGCGAUGGUUGUAAUGGUUGGUUUCAUGGUAAAUGUGUAGAUUUAGCUGAUCGAAUUGCUGAUGAUAUUGAAAAAUAUUUUUGUAAUGAAUGUUCAAAACAACACGGACCUUCAAUUUUUAAACAACGAAGAAAUCAACAUCGAAGAGAUUACAGUGAUACAAAUGCUGAUAAUAAACCAACACAAAGUGGUACACAAGAUUUUAUUAAUAAAUUAAAACGAAAAAUAUUUCCAAAUUGUGACCCUGUUAUAACUCGUUUAAAGGGUAAUCAAGUAACUGCUGAAUAUAUAGCACAAAAUGGUUUUACAAAACCAAUAUUAGUUACAAAUCGAGAUGGUCUUGAUAUGACAUUACCAAAUCGAACAAUAACAUUAGCAGAAAUAAAUGAACUUGUUGGACAUGAUCGUUUUAUUGAUAUAAUUGAUUGUGAAAAACAAGCGACUUAUAAAAUGAGUUUAGAUGAUUAUAUUGAAUAUUUUGAAAAUUUUGAAAGAAAUAAAAUUUACAAUGUUCUCAGUUUGGAAAUAUCAAAUACUAAAUUGGGUGAACAAGUUGUAACACCACAGAUUGUUCGAGAUUUAUCAUGGGCUACAAUUGGUGUAUGGCCAAUUAAGAAACAAGAAAAACAAACUGAAGAAGAAUUAGAUUCAAAUGAAAAUCAAAAGAAAAUAACAUGGCCAAUGCAGACAAUAGCAACAUCAUUAUCAAAAAAGAAACGUCGAACAGUUUCAUCAACAGAUACAGAUCAAAGUGAUGAUGAACAAUUUGAAGGCAUUGAUACAAAUCAUUUUGAAAAUUUUGAACGUCCUGAAGUAGCAAAAUAUUGUUUGAUAAGUCCACAAUCAUCAUAUACAGAUUUCCAUAUAGAUUUUGGUGGUUCAAGCGUUUGGUAUUCUGUUGUCCGAGGUGAAAAAAUAUUUUAUAUAAUUGAACCAACUGAUGAAAAUUUACAGAAAUAUGCUGAUUGGUCAGGGUCACCAACUGAAUCGGAAACAUUUUUAGGUGAUUGUGUAACUAAUUGUUAUAAAAUGCAUUUACGUGAAGAAAAUACUAUCUUUAUACCACCUGGAUGGAUUCAUGCCGUAUACACAGUGACUGAUUCGCUUGUUUUUGGUGGUAAUUUUCUUCAAUCAAUGGGUGUUGAUAUGCAGCUUCGUAUUUAUGAGCUUGAACGUCUUGCACAAGUUCCAAAUAAAUUUCAAUUUCCACUUUUUGAAACAUUUCAUUGGUACGCAGCUAAAAUAUUUUAUGAAGAACUUAAACAAUGUAAUGAAUCUAAUUCAUUAAUAAUCAAUCCAAUAACUCAACAAGCUUGUGAAUCAAUUAUUCAUUAUAUGAGUAAAUGGUUAUCAGCUGAUAAACGAUAUCAAAUUCGUAAUCGUUCAAUCAUACCAAAAGGAAUUAAUUGUGAAAAAAUUUUACGUGAUCUUGCUCGUGAACUUGAUCUAACACGUUGUGGAUCAUCAUGUAUUUCUAAACCACCGUCAAAUAGCAUCAUUGCAAGUCCAGUUAAAGUUGUACUUCCAAUGGAAGCGAAACAAGAAUUGAUUCAUAUUAAUAAUACUAAAAUUAAAGUUAAAUGUCGUCGUUUAUCAUCUGAAGCUGAAAACAUAAAAAAUAAAGAAUCAUCAGUUGGUGCUGGUAUGAAAUUAACUAUUAAAACAACAUUAAGUGGUUGUAGAAAACCAAGCAGUAAUAGAGAACUAACACCAAAUAUAAAUAAGAAAAAAACUGGACGAACAAUAUCAUCUGUUAAACAACAAAAAAAUUCAAAUACGAAUGAUAUUCCAGUAAAACAGGAAGAAUCACCUAAAAUUACUUAUACACUUGGUAAAAAUUUCAAACAAGGCUUUAUGAAUAAAUAUAACUUUGAUUUAAUGUCUUAUUUAGAUCUCGAAGCUAAACGACAACGUUUUAUUGAACCUGCUAAUAUUCAAUCAAAUCAUGAUGAAUCUGAUAAAGAUACUAAUAUAUCAUUAAAUGAUACAAAUAUCUCAUUAAUUCCUCGUGAAUCACAUACAGAUAUUAAUGAAAGUCAUGACAAUAAUGAAACCUUAGAAGGUAUAGCUGACGGUGGUCUUGCAUCAUUUGUGGAAAGUUCUGCAAUCAAUGAUGAUUAUUAUCAUCCAAGUAAAGAAAGUAAAAUAAAACGAGAACAUAGCUGUUCGGAUAAGAAAAUUCCAAUAAAGAAACUCAAAUCCAAAUCAUCAACAGAAACUGAAAAAAUAAAUAAAUUAACAAAAAAAAUAAAAAAUGAAGGUAAAAUGUUUUUUUAUUCUAUUUGGUUUUAUAUACGUAUAUUAUAUUAUUUAGAUCCAACGUCAUCUAAUUCCAAUCGAAAAAAACUCUUAACGACAGCAACAACAACAACAAUACCAAAAUCUUCAUCAUCAACGAAUAAUCCACAUGGAAUACUAACAAAUAAAAAACGUUUAUCAUCUUCUACACCAAAAAAACUUAACCCAAAAGAUCGUCUUGGAAAAAUUCUUAAAAUAGCAAAUAGCAUUAAAUCACGUGGUGGAAUUCUAACGUGA